AUGAAGUUCGGCAAGAGCCUGAGCGGGCAGAUCGUGGAGACUCUCCCGGAGUGGCGCGACAAGUUCCUGUCCUACAAGGACCUCAAGAAGCGCCUCAAGCUCAUCGGCGCCGGGAACGGGGCCGAGCGGCAGCCGAAGCGGGCCCGCCUCGACGACGCCGGGGAGGCUGACGCGUCCGCGGCGGCGGCGGCGAUGACGCCAGAGGAGGUGGAGUUCAUGCGGCUCCUGGAGGCCGAGCUCGACAAGUUCAACUCUUUCUUCGUCGAGAAGGAAGAGGAGUACAUCAUCCGCCAGAAGGAGCUGCAGGACCGGGUGGCCAGGGCGGCCGGCCGGGAGUCCAAGGAGGAGCUCAUGCGGGUGCGCAAGGAGAUCGUCGACUUCCACGGCGAGAUGGUGCUGCUCGAGAACUACAGCGCCCUCAACUACACCGGAUUGGUUAAGAUUCUCAAGAAAUACGACAAGAGAACUGGAGCCCUGAUCCGGCUGCCCUUCAUCCAGAAAGUUCUUCAGCAGCCUUUCUUCACCACUGAUCUCCUGUACAAGCUUGUGAAGCAGUGUGAAGCCAUGCUGGAGCAGCUCCUUCCGGUUAGUGAGGCAUCUGUAUCAAGUGAAGAUGUAAAAGGAGACAGUAAUGAUGAAAAGAAGCUGGCAAAGCCAAGUUCUUCCUUGGUAAAUGGUGGUGGCAUUCCAGAGUUAGAUGAGAUUGAGUACAUGGAGAGUAUGUACAUGAAGAGCACCGUCGCGGCCCUUAGGUCACUGAAGGAGAUCCGGAGCAAGAGUUCAACUGUCAGUAUGUUCUCGUUGCCACCUCUUCAGGGCAACAAUGCACAGGACAGUUACCAGAUCCGGGCAGAGCAAACCAAACUAGAUGAGGAGCCAGAUAGGUGGAGCAAAGUAACAGUGAUAGAGCAGGCGGCCAAAUGA
Molecule: messenger RNA, 924 nt
Organism: Miscanthus lutarioriparius
Lineage: Eukaryota; Viridiplantae; Streptophyta; Magnoliopsida; Poales; Poaceae
Source: the annotation of a GenBank genome assembly